AUGGGGUCUGCGUUGCUUGGUAUUGAUCUGGGUGUUAUGGAACCAAAUUAUUCGGUUUCGACUGCUUGUGCUACUUCAAAUUACUAUUUCGAUGCUGCAAAAAUCACAUUCGUCGAGCUAUUGCAUGUGGUCGACCUUGGGGUUGGCCUGAUUUCAUUACAUUGGGCAAUUUCGAACAGGGUUUCAAGACCAUUUUCAGAUUCACCGCCAACUCAUUACACUCUAAAAAUAGAGGCGUUUUCGUUGCUGAAGAAGCAUUCAACAUCAGAGGGUAGCUUUGAGUCAGGGAAGUUUGACGCUGGAGGAUACAAAUGGAAACUGGUGUUCUACCCAAAUGGAAACAAGAAGAAGAAUGUGGAAGACCACAUCUCUGUCUACUUAAAAAUGGCUGGAGCAAAUUCACUUGAGACUCGUUGGGAAGUCUCUGCUGAUUUUAGAUUGUUUUUGCUUGAUCAGAAUACGGGAAAAUACUUGGUUCUUCAAGAUGCUAAUCUAAACAAGAUUUGCUUGCACCGGGCGAUGCUCGAAAUGGGUUUCGAUAGAGUUAUCCCUCUGAAAGCAUUUGCUGAUGCUUCCAAUGGCUAUCUCGUUGAUGACAAGUGUGUGUUUGGAGCCGAGGUCUUUGUUUGUAAAGAAAGAAGAGCAGGCAAGGCAGAGUGCCUAUCAGGGAUCAACAGUGCUUCUACGAACAAGUAUGUUUGGAAGAUUGAGAAAUUUUCAAAGUCAAAAACCGAAUGCUUGGAAUCACAACCGUUCAAUGCUGGAGGACAGACAUGGAAGAUAAAGCUCUAUCCCAAGGGAGCUGACAACGGAAAGGGUACUCAUGUUUCUAUUUACUUAAAAUGUGCUAAUCCAGAAAAGCUAUCUCCUGGCUCCCAAAUACUUACAGAGUUCACUCUGCGCAUCGUAGAUCAAUUGAAUGCCAAGCAUUUUUAUGGUAAAGGUAUUCAAUGGUCCUCAGCUUUGGGUAUUGGUUGGUCUAAUUUCAUUACAUUGGGCAAUUUCAAUCGGUUAGACAAGGGUUAUUUGCUGAAGGAUACUUGCUUAAUUGAGGCGGAGGUCACUGUCCAUGGAAUUGCUAAAGCAUUAUAG
Molecule: messenger RNA, 1092 nt
Organism: Prunus persica (peach)
Lineage: Eukaryota; Viridiplantae; Streptophyta; Magnoliopsida; Rosales; Rosaceae
Exons: 7
Coding region: 1-1092 (363 amino acids)
Molecular function (GO): protein binding
Source: RefSeq, a predicted model, not a curated record